Molecule: messenger RNA, 3794 nt
Organism: Cololabis saira (Pacific saury)
Lineage: Eukaryota; Metazoa; Chordata; Actinopteri; Beloniformes; Belonidae
Gene: meis2a
Product: Meis homeobox 2a
Exons: 12
Coding region: 790-2226 (478 amino acids)
Biological process (GO): embryonic pattern specification; eye development; positive regulation of transcription by RNA polymerase II
Molecular function (GO): DNA-binding transcription activator activity, RNA polymerase II-specific; RNA polymerase II cis-regulatory region sequence-specific DNA binding
Source: RefSeq, a predicted model, not a curated record
AGAGUGGAGUUGAAGCCGUCCCUGCGCCUCGCACACACUCUGCAUAUCACAAGAUUUGCUCGCUCCUCUCUCUUGUGCGGAGCUGCCGUGGGACUGGCUAUGGCCACCGCUACUUCCGGGAUCCGUCAUUUCAUUCGCCCACCGCUCAGCGCUGCGAUCUGACUCUGUUUCUAUAAGCAAGCUAGCAGCCAACCUGCCAACACUCGCUGACACUCACUCAUCUCAGUCUCGCCAGAUAGACGAAAUACCUACAGGGGGAAGAAAGGAGAGACUCCAAUCGCAAUCUCUUCAUUUCUACUUUGCUUUUUUUUUCCCCUUCUCUUUUUCUUCUUGUCCACGGUGAUAAUAAAACAAGAUAGCGAUCUGGACGCACUGAAGGAGACGCGAACUUGCGGGGAAUGAAAACGGACUAAAAAGAUUCGUCCUUCUCUCGAACAUCAUCACGAACCGUCAUUCAUUCAUUACAUUGACAACCUCUGGCUUUGAUUGACAGCCGGAGUGGCAAAAAGCCAUGAGACACGACAGUUUAGUUACAUGCAGGUUGUUGAUGGGCCGAUUGUAACCUUCACUUUGGCGCAUUUUUUUCUCUUUUUUUUUCCGGAGGAAAGAAGGAAAACAAGAAAAACUGCAAAAGUCCCCCGAUGCUACGAUUUCAACUGAACCAGACUGGCGAAUAGGACAAUUCGCAAAGUUGGCUGAAAAAGGAAUCUUGCCACUAAAUCACUUUCUAAGCGGGACUGGGAUAUUAAAUAUACGGACAGAUUCGGGAGUUUAUUGGAGCGCAGCCUGAUGGCGCAAAGGUACGAUGAGCUGGCCCAUUACGGUGGGAUGGACGGAGUCCCGACGUCGAUGUACGGGGACCCGCACGCCCCGCGGCCGCUGCCGCAGGUCCACCACCUGAACCACGGCCCGCCGCUGCACGCCGGCCAGCACUACGGAGCCCACGCUCCGCACCCCAACGUCAUGCCCAGCAGCAUGGGCUCCGCGGUCAACGACGUUUUAAAGAGGGAUAAAGAUCAAAUUUAUGGUCACCCUUUAUUCCCCCUGCUCGCCCUCGUCUUUGAGAAGUGCGAGUUGGCGACGUGUACUCCGAGGGAGCCCGGCGUAGCAGGCGGCGACGUCUGCUCCUCAGACUCCUUCAAUGAAGACAUUGCAGUCUUUGCCAAACAGGUCCGAGCAGAAAAACCUUUAUUCUCAUCAAAUCCAGAGUUGGACAAUUUGAUGAUACAAGCCAUACAAGUAUUACGGUUUCACCUCUUGGAAUUAGAAAAGGUGCACGAGCUCUGCGAUAAUUUUUGCCACCGGUACAUCAGCUGUUUGAAAGGAAAAAUGCCAAUAGAUCUAGUUAUUGACGAACGGGAUGGCAGCUCAAAGUCAGAUCACGAAGAACUGUCCGGAUCGUCGACUAACCUUGCAGACCACAACCCAGCUUCCUGGAGAGACCACGAUGACGCCACUUCCACACACUCAGCCGGCACACCGGGGCCCUCCAGCGGGGGACACGCUUCACAGAGCGGUGACAACAGUAGCGAACAAGGAGAUGGCUUAGACAACAGCGUCGCAUCGCCAGGCACAGGGGAUGAUGACGAUCCGGACAAGGAUAAGAAGAGGCAGAAAAAGCGUGGCAUUUUCCCAAAGGUGGCCACAAACAUCAUGAGGGCGUGGUUGUUCCAGCAUCUGACGCACCCAUACCCCUCCGAAGAGCAGAAGAAGCAGCUAGCCCAAGACACAGGCCUCACCAUCUUACAAGUAAACAACUGGUUUAUUAACGCCAGGAGAAGAAUAGUACAACCCAUGAUUGACCAGUCAAAUCGAGCAGGUUUUCUUCUUGAUCCUUCAGUGAGCCAAGGAGCAGCGUACAGUCCAGAGGGCCAGCCAAUGGGCAGCUUCGUUCUGGAUGGUCAGCAGCACAUGGGGAUCCGACCAGCUGGUCUGCCAGGCAUGCCAGGGGAGUACGUACCUCAGAGCAGUCCUAUGGGCAUGACCAUGGCCCCACCCACCUUCACCAACCCUCAUCAGAUGACUUCUCAUCCCUCCCAGCACCGACACAGGCCCCCUCUCCACACCUACCUACCCGAUCAUCCACACCUUCCUCACCACGCCAUGCUGAUGCACGGAGGACCCUCGUCGCACCCGGGACUGACCAUGUCUGCACAGAGGCCCCCUUUGCUCACCCCCAUCGACCCCAGUACUGGAGGACAAGGCCUGGACAUCCACGCCCAAUAGUAUAAGGGAACUUUGCUACCGACGACAACAGCAGCUACGACAAGAAAACAGUAAAAAGGAGAAAAAAGAAGAAAAGAAAAGAAACAAAAAGGAAGCAGCCCUUAAUAAAUCCUAUUUUGAGACUAUUUUUAAGAAUAAAAGCAAACCCUUUUGACCAGAAUUUGACAUUACAGAAACAGAAUUCCAGAUGAGCUGUGAUACUUUUUUUUAAACUUGUCAAUUUUGUUACUUUCAUCCAAAACGGAGGACCAAGCUGACAAGAACACUUUGUAAAGUCUUCGGCUUUUGGUAAAGAUCAACAGAGGAUGUUUUGACAAACACGUGUGCAGAGAACGGACAGACGCACACCCUCAAAAAACACACGAUUUUUCGCACACCCACUUCAACGCACCAUCAUAAACAUGUUCAGUACACUUUCACGUGACACGCUCUUCUAAAAUAUCACUCUGGAAGAUUAAAAAAAAGAAACAACAGAAAGACUCCAAGAGUUAUAACUACUGUAGUAUAAAAGUAUAGAUAAAUAAGUUAAAACUUGUGCAUUUUUUGUUGAUCACCUGGUUUAUGUUUCCUGAGCUAGUUUUAGAAUUAAAGGUCAACCUUUUCUCUUUCACACUGUGUGUGCUCCUUCCUGGAGGAGAAACUGUCUCGCAGCACAGCACUAUAAAACAAAAAAAGAGGAAUAAAAGAGAGAAAAAAAAACAUUAAGAAGAUGGAACAUCUCAAAAAGGCUUCAAACCACAGAGGGCAAUCAGGUCCUGUCCCUCAUAAGAGCAGGGCAUGAUGGGAAAAGGCUGCUAAAUGACACCGGAUCUCUCCAGAAGAUUCAGUUUGAACAUUUGUCAUGCCCCACUUUUUCUUUUUUUUUUUUUUUGUUCAUGAAUGAAUGUUUGCCCUGUAGGUUUUAAAGGAGAAAAAAAAAGUUCUUUGUUUGAAUUGCCCAAGCACUGGAUUGUGUUGGUUUUAUACAUUUUUAUUUUAAUAUAUAUUUUUUUUGUACCCCUGGACUCUCGUUUAAGAGCCUACCGAAGGAAGCUUGGUAGCGGAGAAAAAAAAAGCAACAUCCAGCAGCGCUUCUUCCUCUGCGAAUCAACACACUUGCCAUAAGGACAGUACUGACACGAACGUUGAUUCUGUGGCACUGAAGAAGCAUUUGACGGUUGAUGCACCAAAAAACCUAAAAUAGAAAAAAAAAACAACAAACAGACAAAAAAAAGAAAAGGAAAAAAAAACUUAAAUUAUGAACUCAAUGCUUUUGGGAGGAAAAAAAGCUGAGAGAAUAUUGUAACAAACUUCGUACAGAGUUCAGUCUAUUAAUUGUUUCAUGUUAGAUAUUCUAUGUGUUUACCUCAAUUGAAAAAGAAUGUUUUUGCUAGUUUCAGAUCUGCUGUGGCAUUGAUAUUGUAUGUCCAUGAAUUCCUUCCUUUUUCAGCACGUGUUCCUCACUAGAUGAUAAGAUGCCGUCUCCCUUAAGCUUUGUCAAAAAUACAUUAAAUACUUGUAUGAGGACUGUGACGUAAUGUUUAAAAGGUGUUCAGUCACAAAUGCUGUAAUAAAUAUUUCAUUUUUGA